AUGGCCGAGUCAGCGUUGGAGAGGUUCUUUGAUAAGUACAUUGCAGAUGUGAGUACAGACAGCUCCCUCUCCUGUAUGAGUGUAGAAAUUAGCUGGUUUGUUCAUGACACUGAUUUAACUCUCCAGACGCAGAGAUGGAUAGAAAAACAGUUUCGAUUUGAUUCCAGGAUGUUUGGUACCAAAGCCGCCUGUCUUUAAACUCACUAAACAUGUAGAGGUGUUAAAACUGAUGAUAAACUCGCAUGAACCCUUUAGAGAUUUUUUUUCAGUGGCAGGUUGAUGAAUGUCAAAAGCAAAACUAUUACUGACAUUAUUCUCAAGUUUUCUUUUUUGUUUUUGUAAAGUUAAAAAAAUGAAAUCGAGAUUUUCUUCUGCAGAACAAAUCCGACGUGGAGGAUGAAGAGGAUGAAGAGGAGCAGAAUGAAGAACUCUUCUUCAAAUUACUGCCCGAUGAGCUCCUCACUUAUUACAAGCCAAGUUUGGACCACAUCUGCAAAUCACAGACGGUGAAAUUAAAGCCAAAGGUCAUGUGAGUCACCUCAAAACCUUCUGAACACCACGUUCAUUUGUUAGCAUCGCUGCAGAUUUCAGUUUGAGCUCAGUGAAACACAGAGGUUUCUGGGUUUUUCAGAUUCAUUCUUAAUCUUUAAAACCACCUUCAUCAGACUUUAUACACGAGGUUUUGAGAGCCCAGACAUCUCAGAGUGAUUCAUUUUAUCUCAGAAAUUCAACCACAAACGUGCAAAGCUCUGAAGAGGGUUAAAGUCCUCCAUAACUGCAGGAAAUCAGGUGUUUGAGGCAUGUAGAAACACUCUGUAAGUGGACACAGGCCCUGAGACAUCUGUCAUGGUUCUGGUGUUUGUCUGCAGGAACUUUAACACAAAAGCAAACCUGGGCUGUAUGCUGGACCUGCACUACAUCGCUUCCCAUGGACGUAACGUUGAUCUCGGCAGGGUAAGACCACCAGAACCUGACCCGACACGGGUUUGACCUCAGGAGAUCACACUGAUUCAGACUAAAGACGUGCUUCAGUACAUGUGGACCUCCUCACAAUCUCCGCUUCAUGUUGUUUCAUUUCAUUUCAGAAGUCCGACCGGGUUCAUAUGAGGAUCCGAAACCCGAGGUGUACAGGCAUAAUCUUUAAAGCAGGGACUCUGCUCUGUUUGGGAGCUAAAAGGUCUGUCAGGGUUCGUUUGUGAGAUUGUGUGAAGUUCUGAGGUGGUUCUAACUCUCUGAUCCUGUUUGUGCAGCAAAGAUCAGUCCAGGAUCGCGGCGAGAAGGUUUGCCCGCAUCGUGCAGAAGCUGGGCUUCCCUGUUCGCUUUCUGGACUUUAAGAUCUGCGGUAUAAUAGCCAUAUGUCGAACCUCCCCGAUCCGUUUGGACCAGUUGGCCAACUUUAUUCACAGCAGGUCAGGAGACUCAGAGACUCGGUUUUUAACCUGAAUAACUAAAACUCAGGGUGAAGAAGAACUUAUUCUACUGAUCUGAGGUUCUCUGGGGACUCAAACUCCAUCAAAAACAGAAACUUUUAACCCUCAGGGGCCAUUUUUGGUGACUUUUUAUUCGUUGAUCAUUUUGGCUUUGUUAAUGCAAAUAAGAUAAAUACCAUAGGCUGCCAUAAAAAAAGGAAAACCCUGCCCAGCAUUCAAUAUUGUGAAAAAAUAACUCCAAAUUUCUUUUUUGUCCAUUAAAAAUAACAGUGACGCCAUACAGUCAAACUGGCAUUUAACUCAACUCAACUUUAUUUGUUAAGCACUUUAAAACAACCACAGCUGUACAAAGUGCUGUACAUAACUAGACAAAACAACAAGAUAAAAAACAAUCAAAAAAAACAAUUUAAAACAAUGGAUAAAAUAAAAGCAGAAUUAAAAGUAUAGUUUCUAUGUUUUUAAAAACUAAUUUAAAAACAUAGAAACAAAUAACUAAAAACAAACCAUAAAACACUAAAACAGGAGCCGAGUCUCAUGGAGGGUUAAAAGCCAAUGAAUAAAGGGUUACAAUUCUGAAAAUAAAUUAAUAUUUGGUAGUUAUGAUUAGUACUGAAGUUGAUUAAAAAAUUUAAGCAAAAAAGUAACAAGAAAUUUUAAUUUUUAAUAUUUUUAUAGCACUUUUAGGAAAUGGACAUUUUUGUCCAUCUAAGGACCUAAGUGUGACUUUCUUAAAAAUCAGACAAUACAUCAAACAUAAUCAUGCAUAAAAAUUAAUGUUGUUGUUAAUGAUUGGCACAUCAUAGACAUUGAUAAUAAUAAAAAAAGAAGAUUCCUGCCCAGCAUCAAAUAUAUGAAAAAUAACUUCAAAUUUCUUUUUUGUUCAUUAAAAAUAACAGUUAAAAAAAAUUAAUAUCUGAUAAAUAUGAUCAGGAAUGAAGUUGAUUAAAAGAUUUAAGCAAACAAAAAAAUGGUAAAAAAUAUGAAUGUAUGAUAUUUUUAUAGCACUUUUAGGAGAUGGACAUUUUUGUCCAUCUAAGGACCUCAGUGUGACUUUUUUUAAGGACCCCAAAGUUUUAUAAUCAAAUCAUCUUCAAGUCAAACCAAGAAUCUUUGUUUCUUGUUUUCUCUCCACAGUUAUGAACCCGAGCUGUCCUCCACCCUUCGCUACCAGGUCACGCCCGGCAUCCGUCUGAUCAUCCACCGUACUGGGACGAUUUAUGUGCACGGUAAAAUAUCUGGGUUUGUUCCCAAAUAUUCCAUUUUAGUGGUUAAGAGGUACCAAGUCCAGUCAGUACAGUCUUCAAGGUAGGUUUUUGUGGCAGUUUAAGUCCUUUAAGAGGGUCCAGGGUUCUUGAACUUCACCAAAGAGGUUCUGCAGUUUUCUCAGAUAGUAUCAGAGAAGGUUCGAGGGGUCUCUGCUGUUCCCUUUGCUUGGGUUAAUUCAUGUGUCCUUAACUCCUCUGAGCUGACUGAAUCAGUUUGUUUAUAAUACAAGAACUUUAUUGAUCUACAAAAGGAAAUCCAUUUAUUCAGACCAGCGUUGAUCAGUUGAAGUUUAGUUCUCUUAUUACCCUGAAAUAUUAAUCUCUGCAGUUUUCUGUUCAAUUACAGGAGCCAAAAGUGAGGCUGAACUCAACAGCGCCCUUCGAAUCGCUGAAUCGACCUUAAACUCGUUCAGGAGCCUCUACAAACAGGAAGUGUGCGACUAA
Messenger RNA from Xyrichtys novacula (pearly razorfish), 3139 nucleotides. NCBI's taxonomy places the organism in Eukaryota, Metazoa, Chordata, Actinopteri, Labriformes, Labridae. The record is from the annotation of a GenBank genome assembly.